This is a messenger RNA of Haliotis rufescens (red abalone), 1550 nucleotides long. RefSeq lists its product as uncharacterized. The transcript is spliced from 5 exons. Lineage: Eukaryota; Metazoa; Mollusca; Gastropoda; Lepetellida; Haliotidae. The record is from RefSeq and is a predicted model, not a curated record. Bases 657 to 983 code for a protein of 108 amino acids.
ACAGGCAGAGUAAAAGAAAACUCCAUUCCAGGAACUCUGGUUGAUGAUUUGGUGGACAUAGCUUUUACCGACGAAGACGUUGGAGAGAAUGGUUCUGUAAACUUCGCUUUGACGGGACCUGGGUAGACCUAUUUUGCUGUUGAGAAACCAAACCACAACAAAUUCACCAUGAAUACCAGUGAAACCCCGAUUGAUAGGGAAGUAACUCCAUACGUAGUCCUGACAUUAACUGGAACAGACAAUCCAUCUAAUCCUAACACAGGCACCACUACACUCAACAUCACAAUCAUGGACGUCAACGACAAUGCACCACAGUUCAACGGCGGGACGACCGUAUUUUUGGUGGAUGAUGCUUACGUUUUUCGCGAACACCUGGUGUCAUCACUGAUUUUCAGUGGUCCAUAGUUUUCACAGCUAUUUUGCCCUUUACGCCAAAUGGAAUCUGUUUCGGCGGAUACUCUAGACUGGUUAUUCUCUUCUUUUGACAAUUUAUAUAUUUUUUGUGUUGAAUAAUUAGUGAUAUUUGUUUCAGAUCAUGUACCGUUAUUAUAUCCUUAAGGGACUUUACCGCUACUGAAUGUAUAGCUGAAAACGCAUAUUCAGAGCUGCAUAAGAGCGCACAACAGAGAGUAUUAUUCCUUGGGCUAUUCAUAGCUAUGGCAGCCCUACUUGCGGUGAUCAGCCUUAUUGCAGUAUUUGCUGUAUACAAGUGGAGGACGUUAGCACAUGAAAAACAAAAUACGGAUGACCUUAAAACAGCUCAGGAAAUGCAGACAGUACCAACCGAAUAUGACCUACUUGCUGCAAAUAGGACUGAAGAAGAAAGAUCUUAUUACAGACUCAGGGACAGAGAUGCGCCACCCGGUGUUCCAAAUGAAGCAUAUGUGUCUGCAAGUUCAAGGCCAACAUCCUACAUACAUCCAGUAGAGGGCAGCCCUCACUAUGAUGAUGCUGAUGCUUACGCCAUUGAACUGCAGGCAUGAAGAACUCCUCAUCCACUCUCGGUCCUGGCGAGACAAUAUAAUCAGUAGUGUCUUAUUUAAAAAUUGGAAACAAAUAUGAAUCACCGAACUACACCCAACCCAUUAUCUUAUUAAUCGUUCAGCUUUCCUAACUCACAGGAUUGUAUGGCUACUGUGCAUGUAUGUCACAUGGCAAUGGAGGAAAAUGACAGAUGUGUUCAAUAUAUAUUGUCACGAAGCAACAGAACAGUUGUCAUCGUGUGCCUUAUCGGUGCAUUAUUUGAAUACAAGUAUUUGAAAUGUACGUGCGGACAUGGUAAAUAUCAUGUGCAAGUCUAAGAAUAAUAUUGCUAUUCGGUUGUUCAUAAACUAUACACAAUUUUGAAUAUAUUUUAACGUACAUUUAAUUACUAUUUUGUACUCAUGGACUUUUAUCCAUUGCUUUUAAAGUGUGAACUGCUUUCAUUAUUAUUUUCAAAUGUAUAACAUAUAGUAUAAAUUUUGUCAACUCCUAAACAUACAAACAUAUAUCACUAUCAGUUUUCCAUGUAAAAAUAUGACGAAUAAAUGCUUGUUUGGUUAUUAAUA